Messenger RNA from Sphenostylis stenocarpa, 441 nucleotides. The record is from the annotation of a GenBank genome assembly. Lineage: Eukaryota; Viridiplantae; Streptophyta; Magnoliopsida; Fabales; Fabaceae.
AUGAAAUUCAAUCCUAGGGUUUCUUCGAGCCGGCGCAAGAGCCGCAAGGCACACUUCACGGCGCCGUCGAGCGUCCGCCGCGUGCUGAUGAGCGCGCCGCUAUCCACCGAUCUCCGGUCGAAAUACAAUGUGCGGUCCAUUCCGGUUCGGAAGGACGACGAGGUGCAAGUGGUGAGGGGGACCUACAAGGGCCGGGAGGGCAAGGUAGUGCAGGUUUAUCGCCGCAAGUGGGUCAUCCACAUUGAGCGAAUCACGCGUGAGAAGGUGAACGGCUCCACCGUCAACGUCGGCAUUCACCCUUCAAAGGUCGUCGUCACAAAGCUGCGAAUGGACAAGGACCGUAAAUCCUUGCUCGACCGCAAGGCCAAGGGUCGCGCUGCUGCCGACAAGGAAAAGGGUACAAAGUUCGCUCCUGAGGAUAUCAUGCAGACCGUUGAUUAG